This is a messenger RNA of Anopheles bellator, 1341 nucleotides long. It is a transcript of the gene DIP-kappa, whose product is annotated as lachesin. The record is from RefSeq and is a predicted model, not a curated record. NCBI's taxonomy places the organism in Eukaryota, Metazoa, Arthropoda, Insecta, Diptera, Culicidae. The transcript is spliced from 11 exons. Bases 1 to 1341 code for a protein of 446 amino acids. Gene Ontology annotation, cellular component: neuron projection.
AUGGCCAGACCCAAGCCGGCCGGCCAGAGCCGGAGAUGUCUUAAUGUGGAGGCGAUCGUGGCGGAGGCGCUGGCUGAGCUGCGAGUGCGCAGCGAAGCAAAACAAUCUCACAUGCACGAAAAUCCCGGCGAUUUUAAUAAUGAGGCCAGUUUUCCGCGGUUUGCUGAACCCAUCCCGAACAUCACGGUAACGAUAGGCCGUGACGCAUUGCUGGCCUGCGUGGUGGAUAACCUGAAAGGAUACAAGGUGGCGUGGGUACGCGUCGACACGCAAACCAUACUCUCGAUCCACCAUAACGUGAUAACGCAGAACCCCCGAAUUAGCCUCACCUACAACGACCACCGGUCCUGGUAUCUGCACAUCCGAGAGGUGGAGGAGAGCGACCGGGGCUGGUACAUGUGCCAGGUCAACACCGAUCCCAUGAGAUCGCGCAAAGGAUACUUGCAGGUCGUGGUGCCUCCGGCAAUCGUUGAAUCGAUGACCAGCAACGAUAUGGUCGUACGGGAAGGGACGAACGUGACGCUUAACUGCAAGGCCAAAGGCUUCCCCGAGCCGUACGUAAUGUGGCGCCGGGAGGACGGGGACGAGAUGGCGAUCGGUGGAGAAAAUGUAAACGUUGUUGACGGGGAGAUACUACACAUCACAAAGGUCAGCAGACUCCAUAUGGCGGCAUACCUAUGCGUGGCAUCGAACGGUGUUCCGCCAUCGAUUAGCAAACGAGUGCAGCUAAGGGUACAAUUUCCGCCGAUGCUGUCCAUACCAAAUCAGCUGGAGGGCGCCUACGUCGGACAGGACGUCGUUCUCGAAUGCCACACGGAGGCGUAUCCGGCAUCCAUCAAUUAUUGGACGACAGAGCGGGGCGACAUGAUAAUAUCGGAUACCUCCCGCACGGGCGAUAAGUUCGAAACGAUGUCCCGCAACACGGGCUACACGAAGUAUAUGAGCCUGAAGAUCCGAUCUGUCGGGCCGGCGGAUUUCGGAUCGUACCGAUGCGUGGCCAAAAACUCAUUAGGCGAAACCGAUGGACUAAUCAAAUUGGACGAAAUACCGGCCCCGACGACAAUAUUGACAACCGAAUCACUUUAUAACAAUCGAUCAAAAGGACGGAAACAAAAUAAAAAACACGAUCCUACCAUGGUCGGAGACUACGGCGUCGAGGAGUGGAAAGGUGAUGGUCCAGCGAUACGACAUCCCCCCGGGGCGUUCCACAACGGCGGAGCAUCCUCGUUGACGUCUUGGCUACGGAUGGUGUCCUGUUGCUUGCUGCUGCUAGAGUUGCUCCCGCUGAUUCACCUGCAUCACCUCGAUCACCGACCACCGGCGGUAGACCUUGGACGAUGA